Molecule: messenger RNA, 1940 nt
Organism: Amblyraja radiata (thorny skate)
Lineage: Eukaryota; Metazoa; Chordata; Chondrichthyes; Rajiformes; Rajidae
Gene: paip1
Product: poly(A) binding protein interacting protein 1
Exons: 11
Coding region: 46-1569 (507 amino acids)
Biological process (GO): regulation of translational initiation
Molecular function (GO): protein binding; translation activator activity; RNA binding
Source: RefSeq, a predicted model, not a curated record
GGUCGCGGCUUCCGGCGGAAGUGUGCCGGCAGUCGGUAACGGACGAUGGAGAGCGGCGGCGGCGGCGGCAGACCGCCCGCCUUCGACCGGGCGCCGGGAGCGGGUCGAGGCCGCGGCCGGGGCUUCGGGGCGGCCGCGGGAGCGGGGGGGCGGCCGCAGGGACAUGGCGACGGCGCCCAGGAGAACGGGCUGUGUCCCGGCUCGGGCCUGGGCCUGGCUCCGGCCCCCGGACCCGGAGCAGCGCUCGCCCAGCUGCCCGGAGCCGCCCCCGGCAUCACCGCCUCCGGGAACCCCGUCACCGCCACCGCCAGCGGACUGCAGGGCAACGGCGUCCAUGUCAAGAGCGCCAUCCAGCAGCAGGAGCCGCUGCGGCAGCCCCGGAGCAGCCCGCCCGCCGAGCACCCGGAUCAUGGGCAAAUGGCCUUGGGAUCUCAUGACCAAUAUCUGUCGCAUGGCACAAAUACCUCCAUGGUUAAAUCACAGAAAAUGGAGACAUUCACCAUCCAGUCUAAACUUUCAGCCAGCGCACCAGAAUUCUACCCCUCUGGCUUUAUGGCAGUGUCGUCGAAAGCUACUGCCGACGAGGCCUAUGUGGAUUUUGAGAUCCCGCCUGACCUCACACUUGCUGAUUAUCUCCAAGAUUUCCUGAGUCUCCUGACCUCUCACCCCGGGAGCUUUGAGCUGGAGAUUGGGCAGUUCACAGAAAUGAUGAACACCUGGGUGAACACUGACGAAAUACUUCAAGAGGUGGUGGAAAUCAUCUACCAGCAGGCAACCACGGUGCCCAACUUCACGUACACAGCUGCUCGACUAUGUAACUACCUGUCCCAGAACCUUACUAUUAACCCCAGAAAUAGCAACUUCCGCCAACUCCUGUUACAGAGGUGUGAGACAGAGUACUCGAAGAGAAACGAGGCAGCGAAUGGUGAUGAAAAGGCCAGGAAGAAGUUCCACUCAUUUGUGCUGUUUUUGGGUGAGCUGUAUCUCAACCUGGAGAUCAAAGGUGUAAACGGGUCGGUGACACGAGCUGAGAUUUUGCAAAUAGGACUCUGCGAAUUACUGAGCGCACUGUUUUCUAAGCCCGUGGAUGAUAACCUCACCUGUGCUGUAAAAUUACUGAAGCUUACUGGGUCAAUACUAGAAGAUGCCUGGAACAAGCAAGGAAAAUCAGAUAUGGCCGAGAUAAUUCAGCGAGUUGAGAAUGUUGUUCUAGAUUCUGACUGUAGUAGAGAUGUCAAGCACAUGUUGCUGAAGCUGGUGGAGUUGCGGUCUAGUAAUUGGGGUCGUGUUCACACAGCAGUCACAUACAAUGAAGCUACACCUGAAAAUGAUCCUAACUAUUAUAUGAAUGAGCCUGUAUUUUAUUCAGCAGAGGGUAUCCCUCUCACUCCAGCAGACCCAGAUUACCUGGAAAAAUACCAGGAGAUGAUUGAUCGAGAGGAAUUGUUUCAAGGUUAUUCCGACGAAGAUGGGGACGCGUAUCUUGAUGACUCGGAUGAUGAGAUGGACCCCGAGAUGGAAGAAGCUUUUGAAAAGUUCUGUGCCGAAACAGAGAAAAAGACAAAAUAGUGCAAAGAGGAGAGAGCAUGGGAUUCGUUAGAAGUGAAAAAUAGACAAAAAAAAUUUGGGUUUUGAGUGUUUAUUUGAAAAAAAGGACAAAAAAAAACUUUUGACUUUCAAAAGACAUGCAAGUAAUUUAAAGGCAAACUGAAGAAACAUUUUCAUUUUCUUGUGCCAUUGAAAGCAUUACAGGAAAAGGUCUGUGGGAAUCUACCUAAAGCUGUUGAUGGUGAAUACACUGCAAAAAUGCCCAAGCAGAUUCUGCCUGAUAAUAUGUUGUACUUUUAAUGAGACUCUUUUGUAAUAUAGUUUGUUAUAGUUUUAUUUUUAUGUAAAAGUUGCAAGUUCAAAACUAAAAUAAAAUGAUUCUUUGUAACGGG